Molecule: messenger RNA, 318 nt
Organism: Macrosiphum euphorbiae (potato aphid)
Lineage: Eukaryota; Metazoa; Arthropoda; Insecta; Hemiptera; Aphididae
Source: the annotation of a GenBank genome assembly
AUGCACACUAACAAAACUCCCUUAAUUGCUACCUCUAAUUCGAGAAACACUCAGACCCUCGAACGUAAACUGCGCAGCAGUUCAAAUACAUCUGCUUCUUCCACCAAACAUACGACUCAAGCGGAACAAGUUGAAGGAAUAAUUUCUAUCAAUCAUGUCAUGACUACCCUCUUGUCCUUCCGGGAAGACUUCUCUACAUAUAUUAAAGCUCAAUCUGAAACACAAGCUAAGCAAUUUAAUAAUUUUAGAAAUGACCUUAAGGGUUUGUCUGGUCUUGUUGCUGAACUUAAAAAUGAAAAUUCUGAACUACGUGUUUAA